Phyllotreta striolata is the source of this 593-nucleotide messenger RNA. Lineage: Eukaryota; Metazoa; Arthropoda; Insecta; Coleoptera; Chrysomelidae. The record is from the annotation of a GenBank genome assembly.
UUUUUAAUACUUAUCAGUCGUGUAAAAUGCAUAAUUCGGCUAAUUAUGAAAAUAGGUAAAAAAAUUUCCCAUAUAUUAUCAUUUUCACGAAUGGUUUUUCGCAAAGUAUAGUUAAAUCGUCACCAUGAGAACGUUAGUUGCUUGUGCAAUAUUUUCAGUUUUAAUUUGUCAAGCCUGGUCAGCUUUUAAUUGUUUCGACUGCACGGGCGGCCCGGACACGAACUGUGGAUAUAUCUUAAGCAGGGACAUGGUAGAUACCUGCUCAACCCAAUGUUACGAGGCCUACAUAUUGUACCAAAAUGGGGCUCUUCCCUUGGUGCAACGAAGGUGCUGGACAAAGCCUAAGGGUACGACUGCUACAAAUUUCUGUCAAUGGUUCAACAGUUCACAGAUAGCCCAAAAUUCAAACGCCAAGUUGAUUACCUGCUCCACGUGCAAUUCUGAUAGAUGCAACGGUAACAAGAAUCUGGUAACAAGAACGACAGUUAAACCUAUACCAGGCGGUUGCAGUAAAUAAUUUUUGUGCAUGCAUUAUUAUAUGAUAAAUAUAACGAAAUAUGAUGAGAUUUUUUUGUUUAUUCCUACCCAUUCGA